Molecule: messenger RNA, 846 nt
Organism: Perkinsus marinus ATCC 50983
Lineage: Eukaryota; Perkinsozoa; Perkinsida; Perkinsidae
Exons: 1
Coding region: 1-846 (281 amino acids)
Source: RefSeq, a predicted model, not a curated record
AUGAGGUAUAACGUCGUGAAUAAGCUCCUGACUUCGCUCAAACCUGUCAAUGAUGUGUACUCUCUAGCGGUGGCCACAGCAAAUCAACAGAGAUAUGAAUGGGCUCCCAUCAAGACGGUUCUGCUCACGACGUUCGCUAAACGGGAGAACUUGAUCAUCGCGCUACGACAGUCUAUCACUGACCUCAAGUACAGCUCUGUUGACAAGCUAUGUACGGAUGCUCGGCGAAUCUUUGCGAUGCAUAUGUCUAUUUUCGGGGCUACUAAUCCGUAUGAGCUUCGGACCUUCGUCGAAGCUUUAGUGGCGAAGCUGCCGGGCAAUCGUCCUUCUUUGGUCAUAACCGAAGUACACAAUAUCCUGGGAUUUCACGGAUUCAGCGCCGAUUGGGCUCUUUCGCUACCCUUCGAUGGAGACAACUCGAGCAUUCUAGGAGUUAUCACGAAGAUCGAGCGACAAGAAGCAGCCGUGAAGUUGAUGAAGCAUACCCAAUCUGACAGGGUUCUAGUGGUGGAAGACGCCCCGGCGAAACCGGUGAUGAUAGUGAACUCCGAUACUCGUCCGAAGGAGGCACAGAGUCCUGACACCCUCCGAACGAGUGCCGUCAAGUCAUGGUGUGAGAAGCACUCACCGGUCACCCUGAUCAAAGUAUACAGCCUAUGGGGGGAACAGCUGAAAGAAAAAGUGCCGGAGAUGGACGAUAGUUUUGCGUUGAAGGCAAAAGGUCGGAAGUUCCCGAUCUUCCGUAUCGUAGCUCUGAAGGUCGAUAACGCUGGCGAGCGAGAUCGUGUGCUACAACGUCUGAAGAGUAGUAACAUAAGAGCUGAAGCUUUCGCCCCUUUUCAAUAA